GGUAAAAUGAGGUGGGUUAAAGUGCGGCAAAGUACUAAAGGCCUCAUUCAGGUAAAGGGGCUAUGAUUUCUUUAAGAGUGAAGUUAAGUGGAGAAAAAAGGGUGUCAGCACUGCACAUCUUAGCCGUCAAUAAUUACUUUCAGAUAUUUAUGAAGAGCUUAAAAAUUAUUUUCCCCCGUUUCACGCUGAUAUUCAAAUGGCAAUGGCCACUAUGUGUCCAGCAUUGGCUAGGAUAAGUAACUCUCCUGGUGUCAGACAGCAAAUUAGGUGCCUAAAUCCGAAUUUGAAUGAAGCACGUGUCUGUGUAGACGGCUAGAUUCUGAGUUUCCUCGCUGUCAGAGAACUUCAUGGAGCGUACAGGUCAAUUUAUUUUCAUGUAUCUUGUCCAUCUUGCAAAUUUUAAGUGAAAUGGAGAUCACUUAAACACUAUUUUUACAGGACCUUUAUUUUUCAUUAUAUUCAAUGAAUGUAAACGGCAGAAAUUUCACCGUUGGGGAGGCUGGGAGAGGUUUAAAAAAAUAAAAAAAAGAAAGAAACUGACUCAAGGCUUUAUAGCUAGAGAGUGGCAGUGUUGGCUCACUUCUCUGAUCACGAUCCCACCUCUUCAAAAAAAAAGCUAUAGUACAAAUAAUAAUAAUUUUAAAAAAUAGUGGCAGUAGUGGCAAUUAACACAGCGUGCCAAGCACUGUUCUAACAUUUUUGUAUGUAUUAACUCAUUUAACCCGCAAAAAAAAAAAAAAAAAGAUUUUAACUAUUCCUUCGGUAAAGCAGCCCAAUGAGAAGCAGCACUUUUUUUUUCCUCCCCUCAGUUGAAUGACACCGCAACCCGAAAUCACAACUCCGUUUCAGGUUCCUGGUGGUGCCGGCUUCCUCUUCUCGUUUGUUUAGUCACAGAACUCGAUUCCUGUUGGCCGAUUCCGCGCCUACAAACAGGCUUAGCGCUCUAUUGAAAUGCGGGAGGCUCCUUAACUCCUGUGUAAACAGGUAAUGCGAAGGGGUGGGGCAGAGAUUGCGGAUUUCUGGAGGAUGGGGCUGCGCGGGGGGCUAGAACCGACUCCCCAGAGGACCGGGCCGAGGUUAAGGGAGGGCUUGGCUGCUGUUUUCAGAUGCCGUGUUCUUCUGUCCCCUUUCUAGAAACCAGCUGUAACUUUAGGUCAGAGCGUAUUAAAAUGAGCCACUUCUGAACCAGCAGCGCCCAGGCCCCAGGCCCUGCGGCGAAGGCCCCGGCAAAGGUCAGGGCUUGGUCCGCGUGACGCUCGUUCCCGUGCCCGUCCGAGCUGCUCUGCCCCAGAGUUCGGGUAACAACGGCAUCAGGACACCUUGUGUCGGGUCCCCUGGCAGUGAGCAGCCACUCCCGGGCUCGCCGAGGAGGUUUGGUAAGUCAUCUGACUCCGUCUUCCCUUCAAACAAGCAUCACCGAGCGUUGGAGAAAAGAUUUGUCUCAAGGGGCACUCCAAAAACUGAACUGAGAAAUCCCAAGAAAGCUGCCUGAAUCUUCCUGUGUAUUCUUAUUCUAUAUCGUGUAGAGGAUCAGAAAUCGAGUUGGUGGUUUUUGGUCUCCACCGGCCGUGGAUGCCUUUGACAUUAUGACCGCAGAGGAUUCCACCGCAGCCAUGAGCAGCGACUCCGCCGCCGGGUCCUCUGCCAAGGUGCCCGAGGGCGUGGCGGGCGCGCCCAACGAGGCGGCGCUGCUGGCGCUGCUGGCGCGCACGGGCUACAGCAUGGUGCAGGAGAACGGGCAGCGCAAAUACGGCGGCCCGCCGCCCGGCUGGGAAGGCCCGCACCCGCAGCGCGGCUGCGAGGUCUUCGUGGGCAAGAUCCCCCGCGAUGUCUACGAGGACGAGCUGGUGCCGGUGUUCGAGGCGGUGGGCCGCAUCUACGAGCUGCGCCUCAUGAUGGACUUUGACGGCAAGAACCGCGGCUACGCCUUCGUCAUGUACUGCCACAAGAACGAGGCCAAGCGCGCCGUGCGCGAGCUCAACAACUACGAGAUCCGCCCCGGGCGCCUGCUGGGCGUGUGCUGCAGCGUCGACAACUGCCGCCUCUUCAUCGGGGGCAUCCCCAAGAUGAAGAAGCGCGAGGAGAUCCUGGAGGAGAUCGCCAAGGUCACGGAGGGCGUGCUCGACGUGAUCGUCUACGCCAGCGCGGCCGACAAGAUGAAGAACCGCGGCUUCGCCUUCGUGGAGUACGAGAGCCACCGCGCCGCCGCCAUGGCGCGCCGCAAGCUCAUGCCCGGCCGCAUCCAGCUGUGGGGCCACCAGAUCGCCGUGGACUGGGCCGAGCCCGAGAUCGACGUGGACGAGGACGUGAUGGAGACCGUGAAGAUCCUCUACGUGCGCAACCUCAUGAUCGAGACCACCGAGGACACCAUCAAGAAGAGCUUCGGCCAGUUCAACCCGGGCUGCGUGGAGCGCGUCAAGAAGAUCCGCGACUACGCCUUCGUGCACUUCGCCAGCCGCGAGGACGCCGUGCACGCCAUGAACAACCUCAACGGCACCGAGCUGGAGGGCUCGUGCCUGGAGGUGACGCUGGCCAAGCCCGUGGACAAGGAGCAGUACUCCCGCUACCAGAAGGCGGCCAAGGGCGGCGGCGCCGCGGAGGCCGCGGUGGUGCAGCCGCCCAGCUACGUGUACUCCUGCGACCCCUACACGCUCGCCUACUACGGCUACCCCUACAACGCGCUCAUCGGGCCCAACAGGGACUACUUCAUGAAAGCAGGCAGCAUAAGAGGCCGGGGUCGAGGCGCAGCUGGCAACAGAGCCCCGGGUCCCAGGGGUUCCUACCUUGGGGGAUAUUCUGCUGGCCGUGGUAUAUAUAGCCGAUAUCAUGAAGGAAAAGGAAAACCGCAAGAAAAAGGAUUUGAACUUGUGCCGAAUUUGGAAAUCUCUGCCGUCAAUCCAGUUGCCAUUAAGCCUGGUACAGUGGCCAUCCCUGCCAUCGGCGCCCAGUAUUCCAUGUUUCAGGCAGCUCCGGCCCCUAAAAUGAUUGAGGAUGGGAAGAUCCACACCAUGGAGCACAUGAUCAGCCCCAUCGCCGUGCAGCCCGACCCAGCCAGCGCUGCUGCGGCCGCCGCAGCCGCCGCGGCCGUCAUCCCUGCCGUGUCCACCCCACCGCCUUUCCAGGGUCGCCCAAUAACUCCAGUGUACACGGUGGCUCCGAAUGUUCAGAGAAUCCCCGCUGCCGGGAUCUACGGAGCCAGCUACGUGCCGUUUGCUGCUCCCGCCACGGCCACGAUCGCCACACUACAGAAGAACGCAGCUGCUGCCGCUGCCGUGUACGGCGGAUACGCAGGCUACAUACCUCAGGCCUUCCCCGCCGCGGCCAUCCAGGUGCCCAUCCACGACGUGUACCAGACCUACUGAGGCCUGCUGCCGCCGCCGAAGGAACGCUUUACUAUUUAUGAAGAAGGAGCGUGUUGGGUUAGCACACACAAAACCUGCACGCGAAGAAUGUUAUCAGAUACCAUACUGGAAUAUUUUAUAUUACAUGAAGUUUUCACUAGUUUUUUAAGACUGUUUUCAAUUUAGCAGACCUGUGUUCAUACAUUUCUAAGAGACUUGGAAUGGUUUGUGCCUUAAACACCAUCUCUUAAAAAUUUGUACCGAUAGUACAUUUGUAUAGAGGUUUUUGUUUUUGUAUUUUUAAGGAUAUAUUUUCAGUUAUGAAGGUUAUUUUCUUAACUUCUGCACUCCAGAGAGUUCUAUUUUGUAGUACCUUCAAUAAUAUAUCAAGUAUAUAUUAAAAAAAAGCACACUUGAGCAGCUAGGGAACUAUUUUGAAAAAUAUAUUCAAUAUUUAAAGAUACAAACAAUAGUGCUUUAAAAAUACUACAGAAAACAUUAUUUUAAAAGUUAUACUGGAAAGUGCAAUUAUAAAAUGAGUGAAACCUCUAUUUCUGCUGGAAUUAAGGGUUGACGGGUGUUAACCACGUGUUACUCAUGAUGGUUCUGUUCUUUAAACGCUCGACCUCUCCUUAAGCCAAUAUUGAAAAGACUUGUCACACUUCUGAGUCCGAACACUGGAAGGCGCGGUCACCUGCUGCCAUCGUCCUGGGCCCCUUCUCAUUGUCCAUGUGCCUUUGCUCUUAGAUAUGUCCCCUCCGCCACCCACCGCUACCCUCCACUCACCCACCCCCCCGCCCCACCCCACCUUCAUAUUUGGCAAGUCAAGGACAAAUUAAUUACUCUGACAGAGAACAUUGAUGGCUUUUAUACUUCUUUUUGUUAGGGUUUUUUGUUUUGUAUGGGUUUUUGUUUUGGGGGGAUUGUGGUUUGUUUGGGGAGCUAUUUUCAAUAGCAGAGUAUGUGUAAGCACAAGAUUUUAAUAGUUUGCAUAAGGCAUCUUUGCAUAGCUAUUUAAUUGUCCAAUAUGAAACCUUCACUCCUUUCUUAAUGCUUUUAUUAUAUAUUUGUUUUGAAGUCUAAGUUUGUAGAGACAGAGAAUGUUAUUAUAGACAAGACCCCAAAGGCUCUUGUUAGCAGACGGUUAUGCUUCUAGUUGCCUUAUCAUGUUUCAUGCACAAUGUCUGGUUGUCAGGGGUGUUGGAAAUAUUAUGUUUAUUGAACAGGGCCUCCCUCUGUUGUUGGCGUGCAUGUGGCAAGUGAACUGAAUUGGGGCGUGCACAGCCAGGAGGAGGAGGAGAGACCUAUAGGAGUAAAAGUUUGUAAAUAUCUCCUAAUGCUCAUUUUUAGUUGUUUUAUGUUGCAGAAUUUCAUGGUAUAUAGUUGAAUGCAAAAACGAAACCAUUUUAUUUCAAUGUUAUUAAACAGUUCUGUUUUAUUAGGAAGUAAAUGUAUUGUUGCAGUGUUUUGUGCCUGUUUAAAGGCUUUUGUUUAGCAGAGUGAAUGUAAAAUACAGUAAAAUGUUAAGAUUGUCAUCUACUUUAUGAAAUACAUCAACUUGGAAUUUUUUUUUUUUAAGGUUCUAACAAGGAAGUGAGGUGUGCAAUAGAUGGCAAGGACAUAGUUGUGUUUUUACGUCAUAUUAGAGAUUCCAUCAAAUGUUCCCACUCACUGAAUUUUGCUGAUGGCUGAAUUCUUAUUGUGGAUUAAUAAUAGGAUCAUGCCCUUAGCAGAUGUUUUAGUUCUGUUUUACAUUUUAAAUUAAGAGAUUCCCAGAUGCUCUCUUUUCCCUCAUCUUAGGGUGGGAUGAAUUUUUUAUAUAUAAGCAAUAUUUAUUUAACUAUUCUAUAAGAUUAUUGCGUGCCUGCAAAGGCCUUUAAACAUUCCUAGCCUUCCUUUCCAUCAUUGUUAAAUGACAGAAAGUAAUUGUGCAAUGUAUCUGAUGAUGUACCCAGCGAGCUGCAUCCAAACUUAAGUCCGUUGUAAUGAGUAACCCAACAAAACGCAGUUUGCGUUCAGUUCCCAUCCCUUGACUUUGUAUGAAAGAAGUGCUCUCUUACUAUCCUUCCAGUGGGGGGUUAAUUAGCACAGAGGUUCACUGGAUGAGACUGAUCCAGAGGUCUUACUGUAUUUUACAUGUGCCUGUAAAUUAUUUGCAAAAAAGGAAAAAAAAAAAAAGGAAAAAAUGGUGUCUUAACAUGGCAACUACCAAACUACCUUAAAAAUAAAUGUUGGUGACAUAGCCAGUUAAGUAUCAGUGAGCCUCCUACCUACCUGUGGUCUGUCUGUUCCUGUUGUUUCAAAACCAUUUCACAUAUGUACACUACUGAGGUAAGUUUGUAACUUGAAAUGUGAACUUUUUUUUAGGGUUAAGAACAAACUAUAAAAAUUUAAAAAAAAAAAAAAAAGCUUUCGAGUUCUCUGUUUUCAAACAUGCUGGCAGUUUAGUUGUUAUCUUUAGUUGCUUUGUAUUUGAAAAGCUUUUAAGUUUAUUUAGAUCUUGCUUCAUUUACAAUACAUUCUUAGGAUGUAUGCAGUAAAUAAAACUUUCUUUAAAGCAAUUUCAAUACCU
Molecule: messenger RNA, 5913 nt
Organism: Odocoileus virginianus texanus
Lineage: Eukaryota; Metazoa; Chordata; Mammalia; Artiodactyla; Cervidae
Source: RefSeq, a predicted model, not a curated record